Molecule: messenger RNA, 2665 nt
Organism: Lingula anatina
Lineage: Eukaryota; Metazoa; Brachiopoda; Lingulata; Lingulida; Lingulidae
Product: transmembrane protein 144-like
Biological process (GO): carbohydrate transmembrane transport
Cellular component (GO): membrane
Molecular function (GO): carbohydrate transmembrane transporter activity
Source: RefSeq, a predicted model, not a curated record
GGUGGAGGUGUCAACCCGAAGGAGGUCACUGAUACUUCACACUGGUCACAAGUAGAGACCUCUUAUCUACCUGGACGAACUGAGCCCUAAUAUGCGGACAAAACGUAGCUGAUUUCCUGCGAUUGAGAAACAUAGAGAGUUCUAUAAUGGAAGCCAGUUGUCUCACCAAGACCCACACUUCAGAGGAAUCUUUUCCCGAGUAUGUGGGCUUCAUAUGUGCUGGUGUCGCCGUGGUUUUGUUUGGUAGUAACUUUGUUCCUGUCAAGAAGUUUGAAACUGGAGAUGGGAUGUUCUUCCAAUGGGUGUUAUGCAGCGCUAUCUGGUGUGUGGGUCUCAUCGUGAAUGCCAUGAGAGGGUUCCCGCCAUUUUAUCCACUUUCCAUGUUUGGAGGAUUCCUUUGGGCAACAGGCAAUAUUACUGUUGUUCCUAUUCUGAAGACAAUUGGUCUAGGAUUGGGCAUCUUGAUUUGGGGAACUUUUAAUUUAUUAUCAGGCUGGGCAAGUGGAAGGUUUGGAUGGUUUGGUAUUCAUCCUGAGCCGCCCACUGAUGUACUUUUCAAUGACCUUGGAGUGACCUUGGCUGCAUUGAGUGCCUUAUUCUGGAUCAUCGUGAAAAGUGAAGUGACCGAAACCUCUCACCAAGAUGUUGAUUCACCAAAUGAGCGUGAGAAUGACCCCCUUUUACCUCCCAAAUAUACUCCUGCCAAUAUAAACUAUGGAAGUGCACGGGAAUUUAAUGAAAUUGAGAUUCUGGAUAGAAAUCAAAAUGAAACAUUUAUUGAUAGAAUGACGCCCAUCCAGAAGAAAAUAAUGGGUACAUCAAUGGCAGUGGUAGCAGGGGUAUUUUAUGGGUUGUCUUUCACUCCGGAUAUUUUCAUACAGGACCAUGCCAACACAACUACUAACCACACUGCUUUUUACCCUGGAGCUAGCGAGAAUGGUUUGGACUAUGUGUUUGGUCAAUUCAGUGGAAUCUAUGCCACAAGCACCUUGUAUUUUAUCAUUUACUGUAUUGUAAUGAAGAACAAACCGCGAGUGUACCCCCGCGCCAUUCUGCCAGCUCUGGCCUCCGGGACGAUGUGGGGGGUGGCAUGCUCAUGUUGGUUUGUGGCCAAUAAGUCGCUGUCAGAACCCGUCAGCUUUCCUAUUAUUACAACUGGUCCUGGUCUGAUAGCAGCAUUAUGGGGGAUAGUAGUGUUCAGAGAAGUGAAGAUGAUGAGCCGCUAUCAGAUAGAGAUCGGAGGAACUCAAAUCAAUUUUCCCAGAAAUUUCAUCAUUGUGUCUCUAGCCUUUGCUGUUACGAUAGCAGGAGCAAUAUUGUCAGCUUUCUCUAAAGCUUAGGACAUUUACGUAAUAUUUUCACUCGCAGAAGUUUGAUGUGCAAUGUCACUGUCAUGAAAACUGAGGGUGUGGGUUGUUUUGAAUUAUUAGAAGUAUCUUUAUCAUUGCUAUCAGAACAAAGAGGUGUGUAGUAACUGAACAUGUUACCUCGACACUGUUGCUUUCACAAUAGAUGUUAUUUGCUUUAAAACUGAGUGAGAGUGUUUAUUCUUGAGUUUUUUUUUUUUUUAAGAAAUUCAGGAGAGGUUCCCAAUUCAUGACCAUUGACCAUAUGACAAAGAUACCACUAUUGCCAUAUUACUCUAGAAAUAAUUUAAUUACUUUAAACGUUUCAUGUAGCACUGCAUUACUUGAAAAUUUAUCUGUGUAUUAUUCACAAACAGACCAUCUGACCUGAACUUAUUUACUUUUAGGAUCAUAGAAAUCCCUUUUCCCCAGUAUCUCUUACAAACUAUUGUUUUAAGAACAUACAAUAAAGAAGCUCACAUAUAGUGAGAAGGGGACAGCUUUGGUCAUAUGGUAGCAUACUUUAUAAAGCUAGUCAUUCCAUGGUUGAAUUCAAAUACUCUCUUGUAGGGGAGCAGGUUUUUUCUAUGGUAAUAUUUUAUUUAGCACAUUUUUAUUAUAAAAAAACUUUUACAGGCUCAAAAUGUUAUCCAUGAUAGGAUCCAUUCCUCUACAUACAUUGUAAGGUUAUAUUAGUUGAAUGAUAAUGUAUUUCUGUGGUCACAAUUUUUAAAACUUUCAGACCUCUUUUUACACCGUCACUCUGUUUUUGGAGGUAAAGAAAUCUAUAGUGGCUUACAGAUAAAGAAUGUAUUUGAAAUGAAUUAAAGGGUCAUACAAUUCUUUAUUCAGAAGAUUGCAUUGUGAUAAAGCACCUGUGUAACUGUUAUUUUUACUGUGGAGUGGGGGGAUUUUCAUAAGAAUUGUUUUAACAAUUUUUAAUAAUAACAAUGUUUAAAAAGUACAACAAAUCUAUGAAUUUAUUUUUUAAACAAGGGAAUAUAAAGAGAAAAAAAAACAAUAUUUGUUAUAAGGGAAAUGUUAAUUGAGCCAUUUAUAGUUAUCUAUGAUCAUCUGUGAUAAAGGUCAUUUUGUCUUUUUAAGAGUGCAGCAGUUGCUAUUGUACUAUUUCAGAUAUAAAUGUGUUGUUGGCAGAAUGUAUAAAAUAUUUUAUCAUCAAAUUUCCAGAAAAAUCAUAUCAUUUAAAACUUUGCUUGUUUGUAUAAGAGUAUGAUUAUUUACCUGUUCAGGAUUGACAUUGAGUACUAUCUGUGAAAUAUUAAAAUAUUUUAUAACAGUAAAAUAAAACUAAAACAUAA